Messenger RNA from Saccoglossus kowalevskii, 341 nucleotides. Its product is annotated as von Willebrand factor-like. Lineage: Eukaryota; Metazoa; Hemichordata; Enteropneusta; Harrimaniidae. The record is from RefSeq and is a predicted model, not a curated record.
CAGAUUUGGAAUUAGAUGGGGACACUUUCACCAAUUUUGUAAUGAGAUUCCACGACCCAGUCUCUGAUCAAUGGGUAAACGACACGUUCGGACAUUGUGGCCUUGUUAAAGGUGACCCCCACUUGGCGACGUUUGACGGAUAUAGAUUCAACUUUAAUGGAUUUUGUUCAUAUGUACUGACAAAAGAGUGUGGUAAAUCUGUACCUUCAUUUCAAAUCAACGCUGAUUUCCGAGGUAGAGAUGGUGAAAAUCCUUACGAACCUCCAACCAGAAUGGUCGCACUUGACAUAUAUAAUGAUGGUAAAUCUGUAGUCCGUGUUAAUGCAGAUAAUUCUAUACAG